Messenger RNA from Triticum urartu, 9127 nucleotides. The record is from RefSeq and is a predicted model, not a curated record. NCBI's taxonomy places the organism in Eukaryota, Viridiplantae, Streptophyta, Magnoliopsida, Poales, Poaceae.
CAAGUUGCUGCGAGUAUUAAUCCUUGACUUUUGGGGCAACCAAUAUGGGCAUACGAGUCUCAACCUCACAAGAAUUUGCAGUUUGGUUCACCUCAGAUAUUUGAAGAUUUCAUGCGAUAUCAUUGUAGAACUACCAGCACAGAUGCAAGGACUACAAUACAUGGAAACACUGGAAAUAAAUGCAAGAUUAUCUGCUGUUCCAUUGGAUAUUAUUCAUCUCCCGAGCUUAUUGCAUCUCUCUCUUCGAGAUGAGACAAAUCUACCUGAUGGGAUUGGCUGCAUCAGGUCUCUGCGUACACUACAGUAUUUUGACCUUGGCAAUAACACUGAAGACAAUGUACUGAGCCUCGGUGGCCUGAUGAACCUGCAGUAUCUUCAUCUCACCUAUUCCACAGUGCAUUGUGAUGAGCAUCUGAAGAGAAAUAUGGUCGCUCUGGCCUCUUCUGUUAUCAAGCUUGUUAACCUCAAAUCUGUCAUUCUGGCUCCUGGAGCUUUAAGCACAGCCAUUUACCAUGAUGUCUUGAGCAGCGUUUCCUCUCCUCCUGUUUUUCUUCAGGGUCUUCAGAAACUUGAUUUGUUGCCCCCAAUUUGCAUCUUUUCCAGUUUUCCCAAGGAUAUUGGAGCAGUUCGCAAACUUUGCUAUUUGAAUCUUGUGGUCCGUGAACUACGAAGGAAUGAUAUUGACAGCAUCACAGGAUUGCCUGCCCUAACUGUUCUUUCAUUGUAUGUCCGGCAACCCCCUGCAGAAAGCAUCAUCUUCAACAAUGGGGCGUUCCCUGCUCUCAAGUAUUUCAAAUACAUGUGUGGUGUACUGUGCCUGGCCUUCCAGGAAGGAGCAUUGCCCAAUGUUCAUAGGCUCAAGCUAGGUUUCAAUGCCCGCAAAGGACAGCAGUAUGAUGUUUUGCUUGCCGGCAUUCAGCACUUGGUAAACCUGAAGAAGAUUGAUGGAAUAAUUGGGGCAGCCGAGGGUGCUGAGGAACCCGACAGAAGUGCCGCAGAGUCUGCGUUCAAGGACACCAUUCACAAGCAUUCAAGGUUUCCUAGUUACGUCAAUGUAAAAAGGGUAGAUUGGGUUGAGGAAGAGAACAAGCCAAGGACCGAAGUUAACAGCCCAUCAAGUAAAUGUCAUGAAAUUCUACAACAGCGUGGCGUAAAUGAGACCGAGGAAGAUACAAAGCAGUCUGCUGAUAGCGGGGUGACAAAUCAGAUCAUGCAGGUGCCUCCUCAGCAUAUGGAUUUAUGCGCAGCCGAUACAAAGCUGACUAUGCCUAGUAAUAACAGAAUGCCAUUUCCUGAAAAGUUAGAGGAUAAUAUUGCAGCUGAAGCAGUGACCUUUUCAUGUACUACAUCAUCUGGUUCAAGUCCAAAAUCAUCGUCAGCUCCAUCAUCUCAUCACUCUUUACCUGAAACAUAUACAUGGGAUCCGGAGGGAUCUCCUUGGCCAAGGGCAUUGAGAAGUCCUUCUCUUACGCCAAGGAAUACCAGUGCCCCUCAAUCAGCUAUGCAUCCGAUGUUAUCCCCAGAAUAUCAUAUUUCACAUGCUGAAGGCACCUGGAGUACUGCCUAUUUUCACCCCUUACCACUUCCUCUACUUCCUCCCAGUGCUAUAAGCCAAGUGAAAGCAACUCUCAGCAACCAGCCCGCUCCAAAAGUUGAAAUGUCUUUAGUAGCUGGUCAAUGGGAAAAGAGAAAACUUAUAGGUAGUGGUACAUUUGGUGAUGUAUAUGAAGCUACCAACAGGCACACUGGAGCUCUUUGUGCAGUGAAAGCGAUCAGUAUAAUUCCUAAUGAUUCUAGAUCUGCUGAGUCCUUGAAGCAAUUAGAUCAGGAAAUAAAGCUUCUAAGCCAAUUUAAGCAUGAGAACAUAGUUCAGUAUUAUGGUAGCGAAACUAUAGAAGGCCACCUCUACAUUUACAUGGAGUAUGUUCAUCCUGGUUCAAUUAAUAAGUAUAUCCAACAACAUCGUGGAGCAAUAACAGAAUCGAUUGUCUGCAACUUCACUCACCAUAUUCUUAGGGGUUUAGCAUUUUUGCAUGGCCAAAAUAUUAUGCAUAGGGAUGUCAAAGGAGCAAAUAUGCUAAUUGAUGGUAACGGUGUUGUUAAAUUGGCUGACUUUGGAAUGGCUAAUCAUAAGAGCGUCAAGAUGAUGCAAAACCCUACAACUCCACCCCACAAGAAUGGAACCGGAUCCUCUAACAUCAAGGAGGAAAGUCACCUAAGCUACAAUACCCUAACUUCCCUCCUUCACAUCCAUAUGAUUAAGACUAAAAUGACUUGAAUUAAUUUGCAAAUCAAAAUCUGUUGUAUAAAUUUACAAAAAUUACAUACAAACAAAAUUACAGUGCAAUAAAAUUAAUUAUAUAUUUAUUUUUGUCGAACAGUAACUACGCACAGUACCUGCUACAGUAGAUCAUACAGUAUUCGCUAAAGUACUAACUUUCCUUCUUUGCAUUGCACUAGUUUGCACUGUUGCUUAGGUGACUUCCCUCCUUGAUGUUAGAGGAUCCGGUUCCCACAAGAACCGAAAAAAGGAACUAAGAAAUAAAUCUAAGAAAGCAAAAAUUUCGAACUGUGCUGCACUCGGGUGAUAGUCUAAACAGUGAGUUUCAGGAGGCUUUUUAUGCCAUGGGAGCCGUCACAGAGCUUUAGCUCCGGCUGGCAACCAUAGUUUUGCCUCACAUUGACUUCAGCUAAAAAAAUCAGCUCAAAAAAACAAUUGAGUCUACCAGCGCUGAACAGUUUGGCAAAGCCCCACUGAAAACACAGUCGUUGCAAAGCCGCCAUAACAUCUGAAUGGUGACUUAGGUCAGCAACCUCGCUCCCUUCAGCUUUUCUGCACCAGCUCGUUCCGCAGCCUGCUCAAACCAAGAAUUGAAGUCACUCUGUUGGAUGGGGCAGAUAACCUUUAGGGAGCAGGAUGCCAGCACUUGUCUCAAGAAUGUGCAUCUGGUGCGUAGGUGCAAGAUUGUUUCAUCUGCCUGGUCACAGAGGGCGCGAGCAUCCGGAUGAUGCAGGCCUCAACUUGCCGACGUCAAUCAUGUGAAAAUAUUGCACUUUAGAGGAGCCCAGCCAUUCCAGAUCGACCUCCAAAAUGGUGAUUUGACCAUGCUAGUGAAGAGGGCAGAUUGUGUAGACUUUGCAGCAGGGAUGAAAGCUGAGCGGGAACUUUCUGUCCGUUCCGCAAAAAUAUGAAAACGGAGAGAAACUAUGGGAAUAGAAAAGGAAAUUUACAAAAUGGAAGCGGAACUGGUAAGUUUCUUGUGGAAAUGGAAACGGACAGCGUUUUCUAGUGGAGCACCAGUGAAUUAGGAAUUUCCAUAUCCACACAUGCGGAAGUUUCCGUUUAUCUAUUGUCUGUGUAGCCCACUCCAGUCCAACCCAUAUACACUUUUGGCGCAAUUAAAUCUACCACCAAAAAACAUAAUCCUUCCCUUGAUCCUCCCUGUCAUCCUGUUCUUCUCAACCAGUACACCUUAUUAUGUUGCCGAAAUUAAAAAUUUACACAUAUACAUUACUGUAUUAUAUUUCGAUGAUAUAUCAUAAUAUUUGUAGUCAUUAGCAAUUGAAUUUGUUGGCAUCGUCGUGUUUUUCUCUAUGUUUCAAGAGGUUUUUGAGUUCCAGCAAAUUUCCACUUUGUAUCUGUGUCCACAUUAUUCGUUUCCAUAUUCUUUUAUGAAAUUUCUGUAUUUGCUUCUGCUUCUACUAAAAAAUAUGGAAACAAAUGUGACAUCAUUCAGUUCCGUCCGUUUCCGCUCUGUUUUCAUCCGUAUUUUGCAGUGUUGCACGGAUGCCGAGAGCUUCCAGGUAAAUUGAUCUUCAAUUCCAGGGGACAAGGAUUGGACGUCAACCACCCAGCCAAGUGUGGUAAAUUCAACAGACCCUUGCACGUUUAGGGCUUCUGAGAUUCACCGAUCCAACCUCUGCCGCCCAGCUCCUUGCAUAUGGUUCUGCUAUAGAUAACCCUCGACACAACUGCUGCGACCACCGUAGGGGCAAUAUCAGCAGUCGACUAUUAGUAAAUCUAUUGGUCUGAUCAAAAUCUUGCGUGCUUCCCAUCGCCCACGUCCAACUUUGUAACCGCAUGAACCAGGCCAGCUAUGUGCUUGUUAACUCGAUUGGAAAUCUGGUCUACGACCGAGAUUCAUCAGUGCGCUGCAGUCACGACCAUCUUGCCUACAAUGCCCAGUUCAUUCUCUUAAUAUCUUUGAUCUCCCCGAGCUCGAUUUAUCUGCAACCAUCUCUCCAUGCUACGGCACAGUGGCUACGGUUCGUCUCUCAACGCCCUUUCCAGAAGAAGCUUCGCUGUUUCUUAUCAAUUGUUGUUCAGUCUUCACCCAGUUGGGCAUAUCUGUAGGUAGGAUGGUGUGAACUGCGACUGCAGAGAGACAUAUUUAACCAUCACUAGCCGUCCGCUUUUAGUGGUCAUACCAGUUUUCCAGUCGGCAAGCUUAUUGUCCAUUUUAUCGAGGAGAGUGUGUCAGAGCUUCCAAAUUGAAAGUGGAACAUAUUGAAUUUCAAAUUCCUUGAGAGGGCAGGCAAGAUGGUGUGUGAGAAUCUGAAUAAUAUUGGUGUGGAGUUCAGAGGCAUAGCCGAAAGUAUGAAGCAGUUAAAGCAUCAGCUCACGAUCUUUGUGAGUUGGCUUCAGGAAGACUACCACAUCAUCAGCAUAAAGCGAUGCAGCAAGCAAACCUUGCAUCACCGCCACUUUGACCAAGCAUAAAGCGAUGCAGCAAGCAAACCUUGCAUCACCGCCACUUCGACCAAACGAUGAAGGACCUCCAUCAAGAUGACACACUUCAUCAGAGACAAGGGUCACCCUGGCGAACUCUUCAGUAAUUAAACUAAUGAUAGAUUUCCUCACUUGGGAUGCUGUUGACAAGCACAUGUAUACUGGCAGUAGAGAAUAUUAAGCGUAUGAGCUCCCACCAGCGAUGGCCAAAACACAGUUCACCGACUACAAAAGUCGAGUUCAUGAAGUUCAAGGAUGGCUACGUGAUAUCAUCUGGUCAGCCAGUCAAGUACAUCAAGCCGAGUCCAUGAAGUUCAAGGAUGGCUACAUGAUAUCAUCUGGUCAGCCAGUCAAUGAGUACAUCAUGCUAAGUCCAUGAAGUUCAAGGAUGGCCACAUGAUAUCAUCUACAAAAGCAACUUAAAGACUUGAACUGACUGCCAGCAGUCGGCCCGAGCCUUGGGUGCACUGAUUGUGCCCCCGGUCAUGAACAACAAAUUAUGGAUUCGGGACCAAGAGAGCCAAGUCUAUGAAGUUCAAGGAUGGCUAUGUCUACAACAAAUAUGAAAAAAAAUGUCUCUAAAGAAUGACCGACUGCCAACAGUCAAGCCAGAGCCUUGGGUUCGAGUGCAUUGAUCGUGAGCCUGGUGUCGAAGGAUCAAAUUUUGAACUACAAAGAGUGACCAACUGCACUUACUUCAACAUUCUGGCGGACGGCAAUGGCUCCACUCACUAACUUAAUGGUAUCCAUUAGGUGUUUCUUCAGUCCCUCCUCCCGCUCAAUGGCUCCCGGCACAGUCCGCUGCAACGUCACAAUGGCCCUAUCCUCGGGGCUCAGGCUCGCGAGGGGGAAUUGCGUGGUGCUGCCUCGUCUCCUACAUCUCCUUAGGAGGAACCUGGUACGAGUAUCACCAGGGCAGGAGUUGGGCCAGUCGGUGCAGUCACCCCCUGGGAAGCGAUCGGGCCGAUAGCGACGAUGGCAGGGAUAUCAGUAGCUGCCUCCAUGGGGGCAGUUGGUGGAGUGGGUGGUGCAACAGUCAGUGGGCAGUUGGUACCGUAGUCAAUAACUUCUCCACGUGGGCAGCUCUCCAUUGGCUGGGUCUGGGCUGGGGCUUGUCAUCCUUCUUCUGGGUGCCUGCGUCCACGGGAGCACCGGGGUCGGCAAGCCUGGGAGUUGGGGGGGGUACGUCUUCCUUAGUCGGCUCAGCCUCUAAUGCUGGCUGAGUGGACAUUGGCCUCUUUCCGGCGAUCUUCUGGCUAGCAAAGCUGGACUUUUGCUUACUGCAUCAAUGGAGAGACGACUGUCAAGUGUUCAAAUAAAUUCAACAAGACAGAAAGGAACAACAUAUGCACUAAAGCCUACCAGUCGAACUUUGGAAUGUUCUUCAAUCGGGGUGCGCAGCGAACAGUAGUGGGACUCAUGGGGACUUCUGGUGGAUCCUAGCGAGCCAGACGAGAGCGCUUGGAGCUUUCUCCACAUUAGUGCCGGUGGCGCCUUCAUCCUGCCACCGGCGCCUCUGAGGCUGAGCGGACGAAGGGAAUGAAGCGACCCCCUCCACCUUCGGGUCUUCCUCCUCAUCGGAGUUCACCAGGCUGCUCGGCUUUCGCUAUCCCGCCAGCUUUCCUCCUCUCUCGUUUUUAGAAGAUUCAUCCUGAGAAGAGAGAGAAGGAUUUGACUGCUUCCUUAGCUGGAAAACCGACAGAAGAUUAUUGUUACCAAAGCAUAUAUCCGACUGCGAAUGAAACCAAGUGAAUAAAUCUUACCCCCAUGGGGAUUUGGCAGGCGCCAAGGGGCUUGAUUGGGCCGUCUCGGCAGAUGUUGCUGCGAACCUGGGUGAGCCGCUUCAUUUGGGUCUCGAAGCCUUCGACAGACAGUCGGAGCGGCAUGGCCCUCGUCGGAUCGUUAGAGCUCGACUACAGCCACAUGCCCCUCACACGAGCUUGGAGCGGCUGAAAAAUCCUCCGACUGACCCAGGUGGCCAUGAGGUCGUUGUUAGUCAAACCAUGAUCCGAGAGCGCGCCGAUCUGCGCCAUCAGGAUCUUUGCCUCAGCCUACUCCCCCUUCCUGAGCUUGACGGACCACCCGGAAUGCCAUUUCACGGCGGAGUUCGUGUAUGGCGGCAGUGCAGCCGGUCCUGCCAUGGUGGAAGGCUCAACACAGUAGAACCAGGUCGACUGCCCGUUCUUCACUGUGUCGGGCCACUUCACGUUGAAUUAGCUCGAGCUCUUCUUCACCUGGAUCCCGAGUCCAUCGCGGAUCUUUAUGGCGUUCUCCACCAUUUAGGGCUUGGCAUAAAAGAUAUGCUUGAGGAGCACCCAAUUAGGUCGGAUGCCAAGAAAACCCUCGCACAGCGUGAAGCACGAGAGAUGCGCCACCCCAUUGGGCAUAAGAUGGAGUUGGGCGCGGAAGUAAGACAAAACCUCACAGAGGAAGGGCGAGAUAGGCAAAGACAGACCUCGCUUGACAAAUUGGGGGAGGAUCACCCGCUUGUUUGCUCGAGCAGCAGGCUUCGGCUCGUUGGGGUCUGGCAACCGCUAGCUGUCGGCGGGAACUUUCCCGUCGCGGGUGUACAACUGCAUGACUUGCUCGGUCACCACCGAGGACAACCAAUCAUGGCGCUCUCGCUUGUCAUUUAGUGUGGCGGCAUGUGCCUUGACAAUGCCGGAGGAGCUGGCAGCCUUCGCCUGCUCGAGCUUCUUCGUUGUGGGCGUCUACACAGGGCGCUGCAACUAGAGACUUGGAGAUCGAGGCGAUGGAACUGCUCACGAGCGGUUGCUCUUGAAGCGUCGCGGGAAACGAGAAGUGAAGGAAAUGGGCUAAUUUCUCUCCCACCACCUCUAUUUAUAGAGAGGGGACUGGAAACCACCAUGUCAAAACCGCGCGAUAUGCGCCGUUACUACCUUACUGGAAGCCAAGACAUCAAUCACGCGUGUGGGAAUCCAGUUUGUCAGCAUUUAAAACCCCCUCAAACAUGCUAGGUCAGUCGGAAUUCUGUUAGUCGGGGCGCAGAAGUCGAGGAGACCCCUCUCAGAUCAGUCAAAGGGCGUGUGACACCACGCAAAAGAUUUGACGUGACAACAUGACAAGAUUUGCAAUGAUGUCACCUGCUGUUUCGCAUGCUAGUCGGUCGAAUUGACCAGUAGGUUGAAUGAAGGGACACGUCGACUCGGUUGUCGGGGUCAGUCCCGAGCCAGAAAACCCGUGCACAUGGCAUGAUGAAAAAACAAGUACACCACACUCGAAGAAACCCCGAGUGAAGUGACGCUUGUUACAUAUCAAUUCUGAGCGAGGGGCGCCCACGGUAUUGUUUGUGGCAUUGCUUGGAUUUCUCAGGAAAGCCAAAUAUCUGUUUGCACAAACUUUUGUUCUUGAGGAGGGGGUGUGACCGAUGUUCCAUAGAAAGGAUAUUGACUGGUGUUGCUUGAUCCGCUCAAGCCCAGACGUCUUAGACCACCAUUCGGAAUUUGAUGAUACGCCUACAGUCGGGCCACGAGCCGUCCUCUCCUGAAGAGAAUCGGGUAUCAGCAAGUUUUUCCAAUCAUUUGCUCAAUCUUCACUUUCCGAAGGUAUGAUCACUUGAGUCCGGCAUGGUCUCAGCCAGCAAACAAGUGGUGCUUCGAGUUCGGCGACCAGUUGGAAUCUUCUCCGUCGGGGCACAGUGGCAGUCGGAUUCUGCAGCGAGACCCUAACGGAUUCGGGGGCUACUGACACGGGAAUACCUACGGGGUAGGCCCACGUAUACGAAUGUCCCAGCCAAAGGCCCAGGCCCAUCAACAUUACAGCCCGUCAUCAACCAAGGGGUUUUUCGCCAACGAACUAUGUGUCUACAGUCGAAUUCCACCCCUCCAAUUGAGCAGGCACCGUCAGCCAGUCGUCCCCCAGGCUGGUAGCAGCCGGAUGUCCUACAGUCGGCUGCACCAAGAGACACCCACGAUCACUACGACGCAUUGAAUGCUGCCGUUACCCAACGUUGGUAUUACCUCGUCCAAUGAGGGCCCGAACCUGUAUAAACACUUGUGCGUACUCCCAUUUACACCUACAGUGGACAUGACGCCCCUACUAUCAUACCCCUACAGUAUUAUCUGAAAAAUAUCCACGACAGCUACGGCUCAGUUCUCUGUAUCCCGCCCAUAUCUCUAAUCUGCUGUGUGCUGUUUAUUACUGAAAUCUUAUUGAGUUGUGUCUGUUUUGUGUGGAGUCUUUUAUGAGAAUAUUUUAUGUGUUGCUAGUAACUGAACUGUGUAUGUUUUCUUUUUUAGUGCUAUUAUGUCAUCCAAAGUAACUUUGGUAAGAGAAUGGGCACUCCAAUUGUUGCUAGACAAGCUUAAAGUUAAAAUAGUUGGAAACAUUUUCUAUAUAUCCUCUUAUGUAGUGUUGAUACUAUUGCCACUUGUUAUC